GGAGACAUCUCAUCACAUCGCGACCACCUUCGACGUCGCAGGAUCGCUCCGGUCUCGAGAGCGAAACGAAGGUCAAGUCCAUUUCGGAGUUUCAUGAAGUUCUCGCACGUCCAUCGCCGCUCGACUCGAUCCCAUGCUCGCCAACCUCGCUCGCAAGGCCCUGCUUCAUGCUAGGGUGAUCCUUGCGCUCCCCAACGCCGGAGCUCGAACCCUGCUCCGGCCGGCCUCGACCUCCUCGGAAUCGCGCUCCUUCACGGUCUCCUACCUCGUCAAUGCCUGCGGGUUGUCUCCGGAGUCCGCCCUUUCGGCGUCGCUGCGCGUCCGCUUCGAAACCCCUUCGAGGCCCGACUCCGUCCUGGGUUUGCUCAAGGAACGAGGUUUCUCUCCGACCCAGAUCUCGGACGUCGUCAGCAGAUACCCCACGGUGCUUCUAGCGAGCCCGGAUAAGAUUCUCUUGCCAAAGAUCGAAUUUUUGCGCUCCCGGGGCUUUUCCGAUCCUGAUCUAGCCAGGGUCAUAAGCGCAGUACCGAGGAUAUUGGCCAGGAGUUUAGAGAAGCAUUUGAGGCCUACUUUGGAUUAUAUAGGCGAUGUGGUGCAAUCCGGUGAGAAUGCUGUUGCAGCCAUCAAACGUUAUCCGAGGAUUUUGUAUGAGUCUCCGGGAACUCAACUCAUUCCCAAAAUCACGACUUUGAGGAAUAAUGGAGUGCCUCAUAAAAACAUUGGGCACUUUGUUCUGUACCAUGGGCCGAGAUUCCUGGUAUCGACUGAACAGUUCGAUGAGGCUGUGGAUAGGGUGAAGGCGCUGGGUUUUAACCCUUCGAAAGUGGGUUUUGUCACGGCUUUGCAUGUGAUUAGGUGCAUGAGCGAGUCGUCGUGGAGGAAGAAAAUCGGUGUGUAUGGCAAGUGGGGUUGGUCGGAGGAGGACGUUGCUUUGGCUUUCAGGAGGCAUCCGUGGUGUAUGGCAGUGUCGGAGAGCAAAAUUACGAAAGCGAUGGACUUCUUUGUCAAUGAGAUGGGGCUUGAUUCUUUGCAUAUCGCGCGGCGUCCGGUGGUGAUCUCGCUGAGCUUACGGAAGCGAAUUGUUCCUCGGUGUUCAGUGUUUCGAGUCCUGUUGUCUAAGGGCUUGGUCCAUACCCAUAGCUUGGCUACAUCCUUGAUAAUUCCGGAGAGGAGGUUCCUAGAGGAAUUCGUGACCCGUUAUUUGGGAGAAGCACCCCAAUUGUUGGAUCUUUAUAAGGAGAAGAUGGGUCUUGCAAACUAGUUCUGAGCUUUACGAACUUGUUCGGGCUAAUCUAGGAUCCUUAUGAAAGCAAAAGAAAUUCUACUCCUGCUGUUUUGGGCUAUUUCUGAUAAUUGGGAAGCUGGGUUUUCUGUACUUACCUUCUUUGUUUCAUCCCUGCAGUUCUCCAUGUCUAGCUGUGUUCUAUCAUAAGAUGUUCUGUCAUUUUAGGAAUAGUAUGCUCGCUCAUGAAGAAAGCUUUGCUCUAAUUGAAACUAAAGUAAUUCACUGCUGAUUGUUGAGUAUGUAGUCCGACUUUACUUUAGUUUAAACUAAACUUAGCACUUUUACUCUUUAUUUAUAUGUAUUCCUCCAGUUACCUAUUGCACGCUCAUUGAUCUUCAUGUGAGACCAGUUUUAUUUAUUUCAAUUCUCUGAUUAGACUUUGCUAUAGCUUCUCUUUAUUCUACCUCCAGAAAAACAUGGAUAUAUUGGUAAGUUUGUGGUUGCUCUAGCUUCAUGAUAGGGUUGCCAUCUGAAUGCUUAUUGAAAUUGCUCCAAUUUGUACUA
Molecule: messenger RNA, 1789 nt
Organism: Syzygium oleosum
Lineage: Eukaryota; Viridiplantae; Streptophyta; Magnoliopsida; Myrtales; Myrtaceae
Product: transcription termination factor MTERF15, mitochondrial-like
Exons: 1
Coding region: 134-1261 (375 amino acids)
Biological process (GO): regulation of DNA-templated transcription; chloroplast organization
Cellular component (GO): chloroplast
Molecular function (GO): double-stranded DNA binding
Source: RefSeq, a predicted model, not a curated record